Clonostachys byssicola is the source of this 2964-nucleotide messenger RNA. Lineage: Eukaryota; Fungi; Ascomycota; Sordariomycetes; Hypocreales; Bionectriaceae. The record is from the annotation of a GenBank genome assembly.
AUGAACCAACGCGGAGACGCACAGGACGGCAGUGGGUCGUCCGACCCGGAGUCAUUACGUCGGCCUUCAGCAAUCCGAUACUAUCUCGCCGUGCUUCAGAGGAUGCUGUAUUCGAAGCAUCCAAGGCCGGCGCCGGUGCAGCCCACAGCCAGCCCGGGCCUGGCUCCGCCGGAACAUUACAGGCUGUCACUGCCUCCUACCCCUCCUCCGUCGCCCGUCGUCGAUACAAUAUUCCACCUCCAACACCAGGCUCCGCUCUCCUGUCCCGCUGACCGGAUUGUGCCUUCGUUCAUCAGACCUUGGAAUGGCUUUGAGACUACCCAGCGAAUGAGACUGGAUGUCGUCCAUGGCAUUCUGCCGGACUCUGCCACGGUCUUGCCAUCCCUUGAUCACCUUGCAGACCUCGAGUCUCUGAUGCAGUCUGAUUCCCAGAAUGCAGAUGUGGGCUCCAAGUUGGUGCAGAUAUUCUUCCAUUACGCCGUCGAGGUGCCCGUUGCCCAGAUGAUAGGUGUCUUGAAUGGCCUGCCUCUGAGGAGGCCUCUUGAUCUCAUGGGCAAUGUGUUCUUCCCCUCACACCUCGACACCUCCUCAACCUCCAUGGCACCUCCAAGAACCGUGGAGGAGCGAGAGCAGCAUCUCCAUUGGCUGAUCCCUAGUCAGAGCUACGUCUACCGGAGACAGGGUGAUGACCCACGAACCAACGUCCCCAUCUGCGUCAACCAGUACCACUCGCCCGAUGACCUGAACUUGUCUCAACUUCAGGCUGGUCUGGAAUCACUUAGCAGACUAAGUGAACCUCUUACAAACGCUCAUUUUGGAAGGCUCCGGGAGGUUGGAGACAGCCCCAACUGGACGUUUGAGGAGAGGAAAGCCCUGCUGGCAGUGACCAAUGCCUACACCGUCAUGAUCAAGUCCAAUCUCACAUUUGGCCUCGUGGCCACCGGUGACGCCAUUCUCUUCCUCACCUUGGACGCGCUACACCCCAACACCUUGUUCUUCAAGCUCAUGAACCCCACCGUGGAUGACAUCAAGAUUGAAGGUGGGCACAUCUCCUCCAACAGCGCUGCCGCUGCCCAGUGCCUCUCCUUCUACUUGCAUGUGCUCUUGGAGGCGUUCCAAAGGGAGAAGUAUCCACACAUGGGCAAUAGGCGAGCGUGCUACUGCAAUCGUCCCAUUGAAAGGGUAUGCCCGCCCAUCCUGCGGCGCGGACCGCCGCCGCCUCAUCAUCCCGAGCCCAUCGCUAGUCCUCCACGCUUGGCGGCGAACUGGCCUCCGCAUCUCUCGCCUCCGGAGCCGCCGCCGGUUCCAGUAUAUGCGCAGAGCCUGCAGGUCCCCUUGACCCUUGCGCCCUCGCCCAACACCUACACCGGGGUUGUAACCUCUGUCAAUUCUCAGCAUCUGCCGCCUUCUACCAUUGUCUGGACCAGGAGUUACCAAGGCCCUGGACAGAACACGCCAUGCUUCCCCGUUGCCAAUACAAACAUGACUGCUGUUCAAGGGAUGCAGGCCUCGAGAGACUGGUCGAAUACUCCCUUUGUCUUGCACCAGCCUGCCCUCCCCCCUAUUGCCCUCUAUUCCGCUGGGGCUAGUGCCGAUAACUUGAACAAACUUCCCCCAAUAGCCUCAGUCUUGAUGGGGCUCGCGGCACAGAAGCAUCCAGUCGCGCUUGGAGCGGUGCAAGCUGGAUCUCCAAGCUCUCAUCUCCCUACGUUCCUGCCAAUACAAUCACACAGAAGCCAGCCUUACCGGAAUGUACACAUAGUGAGCCCUGAUGAGGAAAUGACUCGGCGGUUGGCUGUGAACGUUCAGCGUAGGCAAGGGACAUUCAACCAGCCACCCCAGACAGGGGGACUUCAAUCGCUGCAGACAUCCGAGGGUCAUCAGCCCGGCCGGAAUACUGUCGAUGGGCGGGAUGGCUACAACAACCCUGGCUCGGACGAGGCAGCCGUGAAGUUGGAGCAUGGAGAUGAAAAAGCCAAUAGCACCGGCCAUCAGAAAGGUCAAUCCGUGCCCACUCAUGCCCUGCCUCGAUCUACGGGCGGGUCUCCUACUGCGUCCUCACCUGAUGCCGCCUCAAACCCUUACUGCACUCACCUCUGCCUACUCGGGUUGAUUGCGGGCCAGUUCACCGACCUCGACUGCCCCAACGUCGAUGGUCAUCGCCGGCCCAACGACACAUCAAAUGGCAGUGACCGGAGGCACAAGAUCAGCUACGGCAAGUUCCUGGAUCUCGUGACCAAUAGCUUCCACCAAGCCAACGAGAAGAGCCACGCACUGAUUAACGACGAUGUCAUCAAGGUUACGCUGAGCGGGUACAAGUACACCUUUGUCUGCAAGCGCUUCGAGCAGUCCGCCAAGCCAGCCAUGGACCACGAGGUCGCCGUCUUCAACAGACUUUCAUCUCUUCAGGGCAAGCACGUGCCCAUCCUCCUAGGCCAGGUCACCCUCCGCCAGCGCGUCGGGGAUUCCCUCGAGACCGGGCUGGUCCACUACACGCUCAUGUCGUCGGCGGGCGCGCCCCUCUUGGGAAGCCACAAGCUCAUCGGCAUGGACCGGGAUGUGCUCGCCCAGAGAGCCGGGGAGAUCGUCCGCGCCUUCCACAAAAGGGGUGUUUCCUUUAGGGCGACGCUCCGCAACACCUUCUUCGACCACUUCCAGGAGACGGUGGCGGUCGCGGGCCUCGGCAGCGCGAGGAUGUUCGGGGAUGCCCGGCCGCCGCCUCGGCAGAAGACCAAGACUGGGACGAAGAAGCGCGCGCGCGAGGAUGUGGCCGCCCUCACGCUCUCUCCCCGGGGGACACCGCGCAAGAAGCGGCGGACCGAGAGGGGGGCCAAGCCGGUGAUUGAGGUCGAGCCCAUGGACCUGUCCGUGAUGGCGAGGAUAUGGGCGCAGGGCAGGGACAAGGUCGAUGCCUUUCUCAAUAACCUCCGCGAUGCUGGGGGGGCUCUUGGGAGUCGAGUCUGA